CCCAAUUCUGUCUAUCCCUUUCUCUCUUUCUCUCAUAGUCAUAUUUUUGUGUUUUUUUAAAGCCACCCCUUUUGCAAGCUGUAAUUGAAUGAGAGGAGCUUUUUUGGAGCUUCUUUAAUUUAUUUUUCCCCCCUCAACAGCUCAGAACUGAGAAGCUCAGUCUUUCUUUGUUUCUUUAUCAGCUCCUCUCCAAAACCCAGAGCUGCUUUUCUUCGUAUAAGUUUGGCUCCUUUUGGUUCUCUAUGUUUUAAAGAGAGACGCCCUCGCUUCUUUGCUUUUAGCAAAAUCAACGCGUCUGCGUCUCCCCUUCCCUUUGUUCCCUUUCUUCACCAUCUGAUAAUGUUGUCAAGUUUUUAGCCUUUUCCUCUCCCACAUUUUCAGGUUUUUUUUUUAACCCUCAAGAUCGAACCUAACAGCCAAGUUUCAAGGAUAAGAAAAACCCAACAAUGGCGCCGUCCUUUGAUUGGUGGGCAAAAGGGAGCCAUAAGGGAACCCCGGUGGUAGUCAAAAUGGAAAACCCGAACUGGUCAAUGGUCGAGCUCGAAGGUCCAUCGGAGGACGAUUUCCUCAUGGGCAACACCCCGACCGGUCAGCGAGAAAAGGCGCGUGGCAAAAACGCCAAACAACUCACGUGGGUCCUCCUCUUGAAAGCCCACCGAGCUGCUGGUUGCUUAACCUCCAUUGCCUCCACAUUGGUCAAUCUCGGUUCAGCCAUCCGUCGCCGAGUAGCCUCUGGUCGAACCGACGCCGACAACGACCAGGACACGGAAACCGACAACACAUCCUCCAAAGAAAACAAAACCGUUAAAACCAGGUUCUAUAACUGCAUCAAAGUGUUCCUUUGGUUGUCAUUAUUGUUACUCGGUUUCGAGUUUGCCGCGUAUUUUAAAGGCUGGCAUUUCGGUGCUCCAAAGCUUCAGUUACAGUACAUUUUUACAGCGCCGUUUGGUGUUAGAGAUUUGUUUGAUUCGUUAUACUCUCGUUGGGUUUUGAUUCGUGUGGAGUAUCUCGCUCCUCCUCUUCAGUUCCUCGCAAAUGUCUGCAUUAUUCUUUUCCUUAUCCAAAGCAUGGAUAGGUUAGUCCUAUGUUUGGGUUGUUUUUGGAUCCGUUUCAAAAAAAUCAAGCCAAUUCCCAAACAAGACGCUGUUGCGGAUCUUGAAUCUGGAGAAGACGGUUUCCUCCCAAUGGUUCUCGUUCAGAUCCCUAUGUGUAACGAAAAAGAGGUUUACCAACAAUCCAUAGCUGCAGUGUGUAAUUUGGACUGGCCAAAAUCGAAAAUUUUGAUUCAAGUUUUGGACGAUUCUGAUGAUCCCACGACUCAGCUGCUUAUUAAAGAGGAGGUGCAGAAGUGGCAACAAGAAGGUGCCCACAUUGUGUAUCGGCACCGUGUAAUUAGAGAUGGUUACAAAGCUGGUAAUCUUAAGUCUGCAAUGAGUUGUAGUUAUGUUAAAGACUAUGAAUUUGUUGCCAUUUUUGAUGCCGAUUUCCAGCCCACCCCUGAGUUUCUCAAACGAACCGUCCCCCAUUUUAAGGAUAAUGAAGAUUUAGGGUUGGUUCAGGCGAGGUGGUCCUUUGUUAAUAAGGAUGAGAAUUUGCUAACAAGACUGCAAAACAUAAAUUUGUCGUUUCACUUUGAGGUAGAGCAACAAGUGAAUGGUGUUUUCAUUAAUUUCUUUGGGUUUAAUGGGACUGCUGGGGUUUGGAGGAUUAAGGCUUUGGAGGAUGCUGGAGGGUGGUUGGAGAGGACAACCGUUGAAGACAUGGAUAUUGCUGUUCGUGCUCAUCUUCAAGGAUGGAAGUUCAUUUUCCUCAAUGAUGUUGAGUGUCAGUGUGAACUUCCUGAAUCUUAUGAAGCUUAUAGAAAACAACAGCACAGAUGGCACUCAGGACCCAUGCAGUUGUUCCGCCUCUGUUUGCCAGAUAUUAUCCGUGCUAAGAUUAGCGUGUGGAAGAAAUUCAAUAUGAUCUUUCUAUUCUUUCUGCUUAGAAAACUGAUCCUACCUUUUUAUUCGUUCACUCUUUUCUGCAUAAUUCUCCCCAUGACCAUGUUUGUUCCUGAGGCUGAGCUGCCAGCAUGGGUUGUCUGUUACAUCCCUGCUACAAUGUCAUUCCUCAACAUCCUUCCUGCUCCAAAAUCCUUCCCCUUCAUUGUUCCUUACCUUCUUUUUGAGAAUACCAUGUCAGUGACCAAGUUCAACGCCAUGAUCUCAGGUCUUUUCCAACUUGGUAGUGCAUAUGAAUGGGUUGUUACAAAAAAAUCCGGUCGAUCAUCUGAGGGUGAUCUUGUCUCCUUGGUUGAGAAGGAGCCAAAACAUCAGCGUGGAGGAUCAGAAACCAACCUAGAUGAAAUGAAAGCAGAUAUUCAGCAAGAACAAAAGGCUAGGAAAAAGAAGCAUAAUAGGAUAUAUACGAAGGAGCUAGCCUUGGCAUUCCUUCUUCUAACCGCUUCAGCUAGGAGCCUCCUAUCUGCACAGGGAAUACAUUUCUAUUUCUUGCUAUUUCAAGGGAUAUCCUUCCUUCUAGUCGGUUUAGACUUGAUUGGUGAGCAGGUUCAGUAAAGGACAGAUUAGGGACCUUGUAGUAAAAUGUGGAUGAUAUAAAAUACAGCCUGACGCGGGUGGACACAGCAAAUCUGAGUAUCACUGCAAAUGAACUUUUAUGGGAGAUGUGAUGAGGGCUGAGAGUGCUUUUGAUCCUCUUAAACCCGCUAGACUCCGGUUCCAGCUCCACCCAAUACGUGAAGAAUUUGUGUUUACAUGGACAGAAGAAUUUGGACAUAGGCAAACUUGAAAAUGGUGAUACUCUUCAGUAUAUGUAAGGUUUUUCACUUUUUUUUUUCCUUUUUCUGUUCUUGUUUCUUUCUCUUUUUUGAUUCUUUUGUUUCUGUCAAUUCUUUUGUAAGAAAAAAAUUGUUGUUCAAACAUCAAACAGGAAUUUAGUUACAGUUUCAAGGCAAGGUAGAAUAUUUGAUCCCUUAUCCCUUUCUUCACUUUA
This is a messenger RNA of Theobroma umbraticum, 2994 nucleotides long. RefSeq names its product Cellulose-synthase-like C12 (gene CSLC12). Gene Ontology annotation, molecular function: glycosyltransferase activity. Lineage: Eukaryota; Viridiplantae; Streptophyta; Magnoliopsida; Malvales; Malvaceae. The record is from RefSeq and is a predicted model, not a curated record. Gene Ontology annotation, cellular component: Golgi apparatus.